Messenger RNA from Amorphotheca resinae ATCC 22711, 1073 nucleotides. RefSeq lists its product as hypothetical. The record is from RefSeq and is a predicted model, not a curated record. The coding region runs from base 156 to 1067 and encodes 303 amino acids. Gene Ontology annotation, molecular function: catalytic activity. Lineage: Eukaryota; Fungi; Ascomycota; Leotiomycetes; Helotiales; Amorphothecaceae. The transcript has 2 exons.
GCUGCUCUGAAUUGCCCCUCCUUCCCCUCCCCGUCCCCCCACCACCGAAUAACAUAAAUUGCAGUGCACGAACUUACAGAAACUUUACAAUCAAACACCUCCCAACUUCCUCCUCCCACAGAAUACCCAGUUCCAGCUGCGGCAAGACUCUAACAAUGGCGGAAAUCACCAUCUCAAAGACCGUUCGCGUCCCCCUCCUCGGUGGAACGGAUGCCGGUUACCACAUGCCCUACCCCUACGACCCCUCCAAGCCCACCCUGAUCCUCGUCAAUGCCUUCGUCACCAGCGUCGAGCUGUACGCCAGGCAAUACAAGAACAAGCAGUUGACUGAUGCCAUGAACCUAUUGGCCAUCGAGCUCCUCGGACAUGGCAACACCCGCACCGUCAGCCCCAGCUGGACCUACUGGCACACUGCUGAGAUGAACCUCCAAGUGAUGGAGGCGCUCGGCAUCAAGAAGGCCUUCGUGCUCGGCACUAGCCAAGGUGGCUGGAUCACCGCACGCAUGGCCCUCCUCGCCCCCGAGAAGAUCGAGGGUAUCAUCCCUCUCGGAACCUCCAUGGACUACGAGUCUGAGCGCACGGUCAAGCUGGGCUGCUGGGACUGCAUCCGCGACGUCACCCCGACCAUUGACGCCUUCACGACGACUGAGAACACGCCUGACUUCGAGGCGCCCACUGCCUUCUGCGACUUCCUCGUCGACAUUGGACUUGGAAAGGACGUCGACCCCGCGGUGCGCGAGCACUGGAGGAAGAUCAUCAAGUCCAACUACCGCGGCAAUGACGGAAGACUGCGCGCCAGAAUGGCGGCCAUCAACCUCCGCGACAGAGAUGGACUGCACGCUCGUCUCUUCGACAUUACCUGCCCCGUCUUGUGGCUCCACGGCACCAACGACGUCGUGUACAGUAUUGCUAACGCACAGGAGGAGAUCAAGCUCUUCAAGAACUCCAAGUCGGCCGAGCUCGUGAUUGUCAAGGACGGCACUCACUUCUUGUCUGCUGACAAGCCCGAGGCCGUUGACAAUGCUUUGAUCUCCUUCGUUGGCAAAUGGGCCAACAAGCAUAUCUAAGUAGAU